Colletotrichum chrysophilum is the source of this 1485-nucleotide messenger RNA. RefSeq lists its product as uncharacterized. The coding region runs from base 1 to 1485 and encodes 494 amino acids. Gene Ontology annotation, molecular function: monooxygenase activity; oxidoreductase activity, acting on paired donors, with incorporation or reduction of molecular oxygen. NCBI's taxonomy places the organism in Eukaryota, Fungi, Ascomycota, Sordariomycetes, Glomerellales, Glomerellaceae. The record is from RefSeq and is a predicted model, not a curated record. The transcript has a single exon.
AUGACCAACACGACGAACCCUUCUUUGAGCGAAAGCACACCCAAAGCCAAAAAGCAAAUCAUUCUCAAUGCCUUUGUAAUGAACACCCCCGGCCACUUGGCCCCGGGUCUGUGGAAGCACCCGCGGAACAAGACCGACCAAUACAAGAAACUCUCAUUCUGGACCGAGCUCGCACAGUCGCUAGACGACGCAGGCUUUCACGCCAUGUUCAUCGCCGACACCCUGGGCCCCUACGACGUGUACAAGGGUCCGGCGAACGUGGUCCCGGCCCUGGCCGCCGGUGCGCAGUUCCCCGUCAACGACCCACUCUACUUGGUUCCGGCCAUGGCGGCGGCCACCAAGAACCUCAUCUUUGGGGUUACCGCGAGUUUGACCUACGAGAAGCCUUAUUCUCUGGCACGCAGGCUGUCGACGGUGGACCAUCUGAGCGAAGGACGGCUGGCAUGGAACAUUGUCACUUCAUAUCUGGACAGCGCCGCGCGAAACCACGGCUUGCAAGAGCAGAUCCCACACGAUGAGCGUUAUGCAAUUGCCCAUGAGUAUCUAGAGGUGCUUUACAAGCUCUGGGAGGGCAGCUUCCGCGACGAUGCAGUCUUGGUUGAUCGCGAGAGCGGGACUUACAUCGCCAGCGAUGCGGUCAGUCAGAUCCAUCACAAGGGCAAGUACUUUGAGGUACCAGGACCGCAUUUCGUCGAGCCGUCACCACAGCGCACGCCGUUCCUGUUCCAAGCUGGUGUCUCCGAAGCUGGAAAUGGUUUCGGAGGCAAGCACGGUGAAGCGAUCUUCAUCGGCGGUCAAACUAUAGAAGGCGUCCGGAAGACGGUGGACAAUCUUCGGAAGAUCGCAGCCGAGGAGGGCAGAGACCCCAACCACAUCAAAAUCAUCUUGGGCAUCAACGUUAUCGUGGCAGCAACAGAUGAAGAGGCCGAGGCAAAGAGACAAGACUACCUAAAGUACGCCGAUACCGAAGGAGCCCUCGCGCUAUUCGGCGGUUGGACGGGAGUCGACCUGUCCGGAUACCCAGAUGACGAGGACUUUCUCAUGACCGACUCUCCUCGCAUCCGGUCCAUCGUUCGUCGCUGGUCCGACACCGUCCCUGGUACAGACAAUCUUCCCUGGACGAAGAGGCGAAUCGUUGAGUACCUCAGCAUCGGCGGCAUGGGCGCCAAGAUUGUCGGCAGUCCGACGACAGCCGCUGAUGAGUUGGAGCGAUGGGUUCAAGGAGCCGAUGUUGACGGUUUCAACUUGGCUCAUGUUACGAACCCCGGUACUUUCGAGGAUAUCAUCGAGCAUUUGCUUCCUGAACUGCGUAAGCGCGGAAUCUUUAGGUCUGAAGUCGAGAAGGAGGGAGCGACAGCAAGAGAAGUGUUCAUUGGGUCAAGGAGGCUGCCUGAAGACCACCCAGGAAGCAAGUACAAAUGGCAGGCUGGUGAGGAUAGACCACCGUUUUUGGGAAAGCAAGACAAGAAAUCAGGCCAACUUUAG